AUGCCCAUUGGUCCUGGUCAGCAGCCUGGACCUCAGCAGCCUGGACCUCAGCAGCCUGGACCUCAGCAGCCUGGACCUCAGCAGCCUGGACCUCAGCAGCCUGGACCUCAGAAGCCUGGACCUCAGCGCCCGGGACCUCCCGGUGCCCCACCCGCAGCUAAGCCUACUUCAGAGCUCCCGGUCGGGGAUAAGUCCACGAGCGGUAACGCAACCCCGGCCACUCAGAACGCUCCCACUCCUCCAAUCGAGUCCAAGCCUACUGUAUCUGAAGCUCUGCAAGCUCCUGUCAGUUCUGCUCCUCUGGCUGCUGUCCCUCAGAAGAAUGGCCGAGUCAUGCCAGCUAUUCCCAUCGCGGCCCCAAAGCCUACUCCUACGACCGCCCACAUUCCUACCGCCCCUCGGGGAAAUAACCAGUCUAUCACUGAUGCCACCGCGGCCGCCACUGCUGCCGUUGCUGCCGCUAUGGCCAAGUUGCCGCAACCUGGUGCUCAGAAGCAAGCUGGGCAGCCCGAAGGUGGCGUGGACGCGCUUACGCAGCAGAUGAACCACAUGCGCCCUUACGACAACACCCGUCCUCCCCGAGGCGGCCACCACCACCCUCGUGGUGGACGCGGCGGUGCUCGUCCUCAACAUCAGACCAAGAAAAUCGAAGUUCCCCAAUCGGAUUAUGAUUUCCAAACCGCAAACGCGAAGUUCAACAAGCAGGAUUUGGUGAAGGAGGCCAUUGCCACUGGGGUGCCUGUUGCUGAAGCCGAGGCCCAUGCAGCCGAGGAGGCAGAAUCCAUGGAGGCCAUGUCAAACGGCGCUGGCGUACCGAACCAUGGCUACAACCGCGGUUCUUCCUUCUUCGACAAUAUCUCAAGUGAGGCUCGCGAUCGUGAGGAGAACACCACACGUGUUGGAGGUCGUGAAUGGCGCGGCGAGGAGGAGAAACGCAAUAUGGAGACCUUCGGACAGGGUAGCGUUGAUGGCUACCGCCCCAACUACCGCGGUCGUGGCCGCGGCCGCGGCUACGGUCGUGGUCGAGGUGGUUACAGUCGUGGCUAUGGCCGCGGCCGCGGGGGCCGGGUCCCCUCGGAGUCCACUGGUGUGCCAUCCCAGGGUUGA
Penicillium egyptiacum is the source of this 1107-nucleotide messenger RNA. NCBI's taxonomy places the organism in Eukaryota, Fungi, Ascomycota, Eurotiomycetes, Eurotiales, Aspergillaceae. The record is from the annotation of a GenBank genome assembly.